Molecule: messenger RNA, 165 nt
Organism: Symbiodinium natans
Lineage: Eukaryota; Dinophyceae; Suessiales; Symbiodiniaceae
Source: the annotation of a GenBank genome assembly
AUGCUGGCGUUGAUGAGGCGAGGAAGGCCUACAGAAAGCUGGCAGCAAAGUAUCACCCCGACGUGGACUCGUCUGAGAAAGCCACGGACAUGUUUCAGAAAGUUGUCCGUGCUCUGGCCAUCAUUACCGGCGAGGACAAGGAUCUGGAUGAGACCACGUUGCUGA